CUGACCUAUGACGGUCUCAACAUCCAAGCAAACCAGCUCGCCCACCACUUGCAGUCGAUCAACCUCGGACCAGAGAAUGUGGUUGCCGUCAGUCUUGAGAGAGGAAUCGACUACCUCAUCGCUAUGUUCGCCAUUUGGAAAGCUGGAGCCGCAUACCUCCCACUUGAUGUGGCGAUGCCACAUGAUCGUAUGAUGUUCAUGGCAUCGGAAGCCAAUGCCUGCUGCCUCAUCACUACGAGAGAUGUUGCCCAAAAAAAGGCACUGCAACACCUCCUUAUGCCAACGAUCUUCCUCGACGACCCUGAUUUCCUACACCACUUACGGAGAAACCCUCCAACAAACCCCGAGCGACGAGCAAACCGAGAUAACUUGGCCUACAUCUUCUACACCUCGGGCACAAGUGGUAAGCCAAAGGGCGUUUGCAUCACUCAUGGCAGCAUCGUCAACAUGGCUGAUGACACUAGACAAAGCCAAGAGAUCACGGCCUCUGACAGAGUGUUGCUCUUCUCGCCAUUCUGCUUCGAUGCCUCCAUUCGGGACAUUCACGGCGCCCUGUUACUGGGAGCAUCGCUCUAUGUCCCUGACGAAGACGAGAUUUUUCCGGGAAACCUUGUGAACACGCUCCGCCAGCAUUCAAUUACAUACGCCGUGAUCACGCCAUCUGUUCUGCGAGCUUGCAAGCCGCAUGAUCUUCCCGACCUCUCAACCAUUGUGGUCGCUGGAGAAGCUGUGAACAGGCACCUGAUCCGGGAAUGGGGCACUGGGAGGGUCCUGAUCAAUGCAUAUGGUCCUACCGAAGCAACCGUUUGCAGUACCAAGAGAAUCUACCAUGAUGUUACCAUUGGCACACCGAUCCUCAACACUCAGGUUCACAUUCUCGACGACGACAGCAACCCUGUUCCUGUCGGCAGUGUAGGGGAGAUCUAUGUGCACGGGCUGGGGGUCAGUCAGCGCGGCUAUCUGAAUCUUCCUGAAUUCAACGCUAAGUGCUUCAGGGACGAUUUCUUCAGCGCACCGGGCCGUACAUACAAGACUGGAGACACGGGCCGAAUGCUCCUUGGCGGGGAGAUCGAGUUCCUGGGCCGGAAAGAGAAGAAAGCACAAAUCAAGCUCCACGGCCAGCGCAUUGAGACCGAGGAGAUUGAGAAUGUCCUCCGCAUGCAUAGCGCCGUCCAUGAUGCCGUCGUGGCACUACGAGGGGCAGAAAGCCAUAAGAUCUUGGCUGCUUAUGUUGUCCCAGCAGUUCCGUCACAUCUCAGGGUUGGUCUCGUCGAUAGACUUGAGGCACUACUCAGGGAGCAUCUGCCUUCAUACAGUGUCCCGAGUUCUAUCUGCCUCGUCGACGCUUUCCCGGUUCGAGCUACCAAAAAGAUCGAC
Molecule: messenger RNA, 1377 nt
Organism: Canariomyces notabilis
Lineage: Eukaryota; Fungi; Ascomycota; Sordariomycetes; Sordariales; Chaetomiaceae
Product: amino acid adenylation
Exons: 3
Biological process (GO): secondary metabolite biosynthetic process; amino acid activation for nonribosomal peptide biosynthetic process
Cellular component (GO): cytoplasm
Molecular function (GO): phosphopantetheine binding
Source: RefSeq, a predicted model, not a curated record